AUGAAUUCUAAUCAACCUUUUGCUAGUACACUUAUUUGUGUAAUUAUUCUAAUUAUUACUAUAGCAGUGCAAAAUCAAAAAUUAUUUUGGACACCACCAUUACCAAUUAAUGUACCAUUAACAAUUGAAAUACCAGAAAAUGACAUUCCUUAUGAAUGCCCAAGAACAUUUGAUGAUGGAGAAAUAAGUUUAUUAUUAAAACCUAUUAAUACUUGUAAUCCACUUCCAAUUAUUUCUAUGAAUCCUUUAAACUUGUAUUCUCCUCAAAAAUCUUUAAAAUUAUGGAAAUAUGCCAAGAACUCCACAUAUUAG
Messenger RNA from Strongyloides ratti, 312 nucleotides. RefSeq lists its product as hypothetical. Lineage: Eukaryota; Metazoa; Nematoda; Chromadorea; Rhabditida; Strongyloididae. The record is from RefSeq and is a predicted model, not a curated record. The transcript has a single exon. The coding region runs from base 1 to 312 and encodes 103 amino acids.